Messenger RNA from Hibiscus syriacus, 1500 nucleotides. Its product is annotated as protein trichome birefringence-like 42. NCBI's taxonomy places the organism in Eukaryota, Viridiplantae, Streptophyta, Magnoliopsida, Malvales, Malvaceae. Gene Ontology annotation, molecular function: O-acetyltransferase activity. Gene Ontology annotation, cellular component: Golgi apparatus. The record is from RefSeq and is a predicted model, not a curated record. The transcript has 4 exons. The coding region runs from base 101 to 1417 and encodes 438 amino acids.
UAGUACAAUAUGGACUAAUACUCAUUUUGAGAGAGGUACGAGGUGUUAUCUUAGCCUAGCGUCAAUAACAAACUUCUAGCCGAGUUCUUCACUGUGAGUCAUGGCAUCCUACCCGGCCAUCAUUCGUAGAUGGUGGUGGCUUCUCGGCUUUGCCGGCUUCGUCCUCGUCCUUCUCUUUGUCUUCGGUAACAAUAGCGAUGACUAUGACAUAUCAGUGCUUCAGAACAUGCCGGACAUGCAAUCUCCAAAUAAAAAGGAACCAUCAGAAUCUUCUCAUCUGUUUCCUAACUCAGAGUUGAAACCUUGUAUGCCGUUAAACCUCACUUAUACUGAGAAACCUGCUACUUCUUCUUCUUCUUCUUCGGAUCCUUUGUCUGCAGGCUUGAAAAACGCAGAACCAUCGAACAAUUUUGAUAAUGUGAAACCAAUCAAAAUAGAAGAAAGAUGCAAUGUGUUUGAAGGGAAAUGGGUUUAUGAUCCAAAAGAGAGUCCACUGUAUGAUUCAGCCAUGUGUCCAUUUUUAAGUGAUAGAGCAAGCUGCCAAGGGAAUGGACGACAGGAUAAGGAAUAUGAAAGAUGGAGAUGGGAAGUCAAUGAAUGUAAGAUUCCCAGGUUUGAUGCCAAGGAUUUGUUGGAGAGACUUAGAGGUAAAAGAGUUGUACUAGUGGGAGACUCCAUUGGUUUUGGCCAAUGGGAAUCUCUGGCUUGUCUUCUACAUUCUGCUAUACCUCAUGAAUCCCAAGUCGAUGUUCGAAAUCGGAUCUUCACCUCCAAGUCAUAUAACUUGAUGGUAGAGUCCCUGUGGGCGGAAUUUCUGGUGGAGGUGCUAUUGAACAAGACUAGCGGGACAAAGAUAUUGAACCUCGACGCUCUUUCCCCAGCCGUGUCGAAAUCGAAAGGUGCUGAUAUUAUAGUAUUCAACACCGGUCACUGGUGGAUGAACCGCCAGAGGUGGGACUGGUUUCUGUUCAAGCAAAAACUGUAUACCGAUAUGAAGCUCGAUAGAGCAUUUAAGCUGGCGAUGCGAACAUGGGGUCGUUGGAUUGAGAAAAACGUGGACACGAGCAGGACAACGGUGUUCUUCAGGGGCAUGUCUCCGUCACAUUCGGGGAGACAGAAGUGUUACAGGGCAACUAAACCGAUCAAGAAUGACGAGACUUUGAAAUUGAAAAAGAGUGAAUCAAUUAUCAAAGGCAUUGUUGAGAGGACGAUCCGAGGCAUGAGGAGACCUGUGAGGUACUUGAACAUCACGAGGCUGACAGAGUUGAGAAAAGAUGCACAUUCUUCGAUUUAUUGGAAGAAGAAGCAAUUCAAGGCUGGCCCUGACUGCAGUCACUGGUGUUUGCCUGGUGUGCCUGAUACAUGGAACCACCUACUGUAUGCAACCUUGGCGUUUGAUGCCUCUUGGGGCACUUAAAAUUCUUGAAACCUGGAUAAACUUUAUGUAUUUUUUCCAAUUGAAGCAUGUUCUAUGUUGCUAUAGAGCACCCUAAAUUUGGC